Molecule: messenger RNA, 456 nt
Organism: Rhizopus microsporus ATCC 52813
Lineage: Eukaryota; Fungi; Mucoromycota; Mucoromycetes; Mucorales; Rhizopodaceae
Product: TLD-domain-containing protein
Exons: 3
Biological process (GO): response to oxidative stress
Cellular component (GO): nucleus
Source: RefSeq, a predicted model, not a curated record
AUUCCUUCAAGGGUUUCUAUCUCAUCAAGAUGGUCGCUUGUUUAUAGUCUUGAUCAACAUGGUGCUAGUUUAAACACGUUAUACCAAAAGUGCAAAGAAUCUUCUGGACCGUGCUUACUUGUCAUACGCGACAGUUAUGGCGAGACCUUUGGAGCUUAUCUAACAGAGUCUAUUCAUAAGAAUUCUAGUUUUUAUGGCACAGGAGAGUGCUUUUUAUGGAAUAAACAAGCUCAGAAAGUGUGUCUCUAUAGCUGGACAAGCAAAAACAACCACAUGAUUUACUCUGAUCAAGAUAUAUUAGCCAUAGGAAAUGGCGAAGGCGGCUUUGGCCUUUGUCUUCACUCAGAUCUUCUUCAUGGUUAUACCGAACCAUGUGCCACAUUUGAUAAUCCUGCGUUAACUGUGACAAAUGCAUUUGAAUGCAUAGGUUUAGAAAUAUGGAGCUUCCUGUAUUAA